AUAAAUAAAAUGGCUACCGCCGCCGCUUCAUCCGCCGCCAGAACCGCAUUCAGGUCGUCCUCCAUUCGCAGCGCCGCCACUAGGCUCGGCUCCCAAGCGAAGGCUGCUCGCUGCCCCUUCCGCCUUCCUUCCAGGAACCCCCUUGCUCACCGCAUCUUCCGGUGUCCAUCUGAGAUGAGUGCGUGUAUGGGGUCAAUGCAACCUUACCACAACGCCACUGCCUCUGCAUUGAUGACGUCGAUGCUCACCGCCUCUCGAAGUGGUUACGGUUGGCUUCCUGAAGGUACUUCGGAGUUUCUCUAACGCUGUAAACCUUUAUGUGCGUUUUGAAUAAAUAGUGAAGAAUAACAUAAUGCUUAUAUUAUGCUGGUUUUAAAAUUGGAUUUCAUGGCUAAAACAAUACAUGGAGACAUAUUUUUAUAUAUGUACAUCUUGGGUGUUUAUAGUAGUUUGAUUCUUGUACUUGUAGUUCUUUAAUAUUGUUAAUGAGUUAAUGCUUUGCCGUUUGAGCUUAUUUGAUGUUAUCCUGAUGAAUUGUUACUGUUUUGCAACUUCACUUGUAAACAGAUACAAUUGUUCAAAUAUGCAUGAAUGUGAAUUCAUUGAUCUUUCAUUUAGUAAAUUUCUUAAAAAUGAUCCAAUAGAACAUAGAGUGGCAUACCUCUCUUUCUCUCUGUGUUUCUGUUUUGUGUGUGUAAAUUUGGAGAUGAAAGGGUACGAGUUUGGGAUGGUGGGUUAUUUUGUUUCUACAUCUUUCUUGAUCAACACAGAUUUUUUUCCAUAAGUGAAAAUGAGCAGGAAAAUAUAAAAUCUGAUUUAGUGUCACGUGUGUCAUCUGUUAUUCCGUCAAAUUGUAGCAUUUUGUCUUAUUUUGUUACAUAGAGAUCCUAGCUUGUAACUGAAGUCCCAUGUAUCUUUCUUUUGAUUAUUGUCAAAAUUGUAGCAUUUUACUAACUUGUCAACAAAUAUUUGUUUAAACUAUUUCUGGAUUGCCCUUAGAAGAAGUUAUUCAUUUCUCUAAGAACGUGUAUCCUGUAGAGGGGAUUUCCACUAUCUUUUAGAGUGCACAGACUGUUUUCUUCUUAUUUUUGCAUGCCUAACAAUUUUCGUCAGACAUCCUCUUGAAAUGUUAAUAAAUUUUGCUUAGAAUUUACUUCAAUAAUUUCCUAUACCUGUUGGGAAAAUUGCCCUGACUGUUCUCAACAUAUGGGAUUACUGUCACUUUGUUCCCAUAUUUUUUCUGUAUAUAGGUCCCCAACUUUCAAUGAUGUAACAAAGAAGUCCCUUUGG
Molecule: messenger RNA, 1290 nt
Organism: Olea europaea var. sylvestris
Lineage: Eukaryota; Viridiplantae; Streptophyta; Magnoliopsida; Lamiales; Oleaceae
Product: protein NUCLEAR FUSION DEFECTIVE 6, chloroplastic/mitochondrial-like
Exons: 2
Coding region: 10-303 (97 amino acids)
Cellular component (GO): mitochondrion
Source: RefSeq, a predicted model, not a curated record